This is a messenger RNA of Bradysia coprophila, 6961 nucleotides long. Its product is annotated as poly [ADP-ribose] polymerase tankyrase-like. Lineage: Eukaryota; Metazoa; Arthropoda; Insecta; Diptera; Sciaridae. The record is from RefSeq and is a predicted model, not a curated record. Gene Ontology annotation, molecular function: protein binding; NAD+ poly-ADP-ribosyltransferase activity.
CGUCAUUGAACUACUGUCUUCAAACCGGAGCAGAAGGGAAUUUGUUAAAUUAUAUUCAAUAUUUUGCAUUUGUUACCGAUAAAAAGGAAAAGCUAGUUUUAGUUAGUGUAAAACUGAUACGUGAAAGUGUAACUGAAACACUUGCAUUGAAUAGGCGAAUUGAUAAAGAUUUCAAGCGUAAAAAAGUGGGCGAGGUAGCAUUACAUUCUUUAAGCGGCAGUACCGAAGAACAAAUGCAAUCAUGACCGCUCGUAGGAAAUUAAGAAAACUGCAACCGAAGGAUGUCAAAGAUUCCAAACUAAUAAAACGGACGCCACCAUCCAUCAAAAAAUCGUUGAAUAAUGGGGCUGUUAAAUCAUCCAAAAAUAUGGCAACAGACUCUCGUCCUCGAGCAGGAAGUAAACGGAAGGCCGAAGUUCCUAAUGAUGAUGAAGUUCAUAACGGCAGGCGAUAUUCGAAAAGGCAAAGAGUCAUAAUCAAUAAUACUCAAAAUUUGAAGCCCAACAAAAAUGAAGUAGUGAAAGUAUCUGUGAGGAAGACACCAAAAGUUAAACCACCGAUUGAAAAUCAUUCGCCGAAAAUAAGGAAACAGAGGGCAGGACCAGGAAGCAAGUUGAAAGUCUCACAUGACUCAACAAAAAAGACUUUGAAAUCAAACAAACCGACUGCGUCGAGGCUAAAGCGGAACUUAGUCGCUAAAAAAUUGGUAACCCCUCCUCUACGGGAAAAGAAAAAGCCAACAACAAAAACUGCGAAAAAAGCAACGAAAGCCACCAGUCUACCCAAGAAGAAGAAGCUGGGAAAAAAUGCAUUGGUGCCGAGGGAUUUCAUAACUGAAUACGAGAAUGAUCCAACAUUCGAGACACGUGAAUCAAUUCCACACGUGUCCACAGUAGCCCAUUCUCGGCUAUUGAUUCGAGCUAUCAUCCUAAACGAUACGAAAUUGUUGAAAUCUUUGAUCAGCGACAAAAAGUCAAUUUGUUCGUUCACAAUCCCACGCAGUUUAAGCAUAAAUCGGGACGCAUUAAGCUACGCUAUAGAGAAGCAGAACAUAGAGGCCAUCAAAAUCCUCUUAGAUAAAAAGCUAUCGAAAGACUUGGCAUCGUUUCCCGAUGUUAUAAUUGCGGAUGAAACUACAGGUCAUAAUUCGACUAUGAUGUUGGGUCACGCCUUACGCAAAGUGUGUGUCGGCCGAGGAGGUAAAGAAGGCAAUAAUGCUCUGCUAAAGGACAUUUAUAACUACAAUCAAACACAAUCAAAUUACAUAACAAAUGAAAUGGCGAGGGAAUCUCUUGCUUUCGGACCCACCAAAUCUUUCAUACAAAAGUUGAGUGAAUCAUUUCCCGAACAACAGUCGAGCAUUUACGGUAACUAUUUAUGUGGUAUCAUACAUGCAAUACGUGCCGGCCACAAUCAAUUGGCCGGUCAACUGGUUGAAGAAGCUCUCAAUAAAGGUGGAUAUGGUUUCAAUAAUCUGCACAAGGAAGUUCUACUCAACACCAAUCAACCACUGACUCCAUUCAAAUCGGUAUCCGUUAUCAAGAAAGUGCUCUACAACGAUCGAGUUACACCAUUGCAUUGUGCAGCAGUCAAUCCUAAUGCGGAUUACUUAAACGCACUGUUGAAUUCUCGCCCCGACUACAGUAUUCUCGACACGCAAAACUGGUCGGUUAUCCAUUAUGCUGCCGUUUGUACUGGAACCGGCCCGCUAAAAUUGCUGCUAGCUCGUGGAAUUUCCACCUCACAAGUGAACAGAAACGGAGACACUCCACUGCAUUUAGCCUCCACUCUUGGUCGAACCGAAAAUGUGAAACUCAUUCUACAGAACGAGGAGAAAGAGCAAGAAAAUGAUGACUUUGAAGACGUGGUCCCGAAAGACAUCUCCGGAUCCUUACUGAAACGAGCCAAUAAAGUGGGACAAACACCGUUACAUCGUGCGGCUGAAGCAGGGCAUAGUGACAUUGUAUCGAUUCUACUGGCGGCCGGUGCUGAUCCCAGCAAAUUUACUCCGGCUAGAUACGAUAAACUAACUCCAUUCAUGCUUGCCGCACGACAGGGACACGUAAAUGUUUUGAAAACGUUCGUGGCGCAUGGAUACAUGAAAGUCAACGCCGUUGAUCACAAGGGACGAUCCGCUUUAGCUCAUGCUAUAAUCAACGGACAGGCGCAUGUUGUGUCGUAUCUGUUGCGAAUCGGUGCGAACAAUUUGAACAAAGACACUUCCGGUAACACUUUAGUGCAUUAUGCAGCUGCCUACGGCUGGUACUUUUGCCUUAAAUUACUUCUGGAAAGUGGAUGUCCUGUGAAUGAACCAAAUGAUUGGAAAAUGACACCGCUAGCCAUCAGUUUUAUGAAAGGCCACAUGGGUCUGGUGGAAUAUAUUUUGAAGCAGCAAGGCGCUGACAUCGAUUCCAGGGUAAAUGAUAAUACAGGUUUCACAUUGUUACUGCAAGCCGUCUGCUCGAAACCUUCCAAGGAAUAUUUGUCCAGACUCAACUUUUUGCUAGUGGAUCAAAAGGCGAACUGUAACGCCGUCGAUUUUGAAGGAAAUAAUGCGUUCCAUUAUCUGGUAAUAACAGAACACCGUGAAAUGCCGAAAGUGGCCAACUACAAGAGCAGUGAGAGCCAGAAAAUAAUAUUCCAGGCCACAAAGUUGUUGUGGAACCAUCAGUGCAAUCCCUACGCAAGAAACUCGAGUCAAGAGACAGCCAUAUCCCUAGCUGUGCAGUACGGUUGUUUUUCAAUGCUGAACCAUAUGUAUGAUCUCUCGUCCGUCCUUCCAGAAGAGCCGAACACCGAAGGAGACAAUUUGUUGCACCUGAUGGUAAAUCAAGCCCACAGUGAGGAUUUAAUUGAAUUUUGCAAGAGAUUGGCAAGAGAUACAUCGAAGAUGGAUAUGCUCAAAAGGAUGGCUGUUGCUUACAACAUGAGUGGAUACACACCACUGCUAUGGCUUCUACAUCGGGUCACUCAAAAUCAUUCAGCUACGAAUAUUGUCGACUUUAUCGGAUUCCUUGUUCACAUGCUCGAUUCGGAUGUGGCAGCUGUUGAUCUAGAAGAAAAGUCGGGACAAUCUGUACUACAUCUGGCAACGAGUGUUAGUUAUGCGGAAGAAGCAUUGAAAGUAAUUCUAAUGAAGAGAGUGCAGCUGGAAGUAGUGAAUUAUAAUCUACAGACCCCGCUAACCUAUGCCAUUGUGAAAGGUAAUGAAAUGGCCGCUGCAGUUUUACUAAAUCAUGGAGCUGAUGUAAAUGUUAGGAUGCCGAAGAUGAACUCACUGUUGCUACUGCACACUGUCAGUCAGAAUAAAUCUUUUCAUCUCGUCCCACUGAUGAUAGACAGGGGAGCAAAUAUCCAUGAGGUCAACAAACACACCAGAAACUCAGUGUUGCACUAUGUGUGCAGAAAACCACAUCUUCCGUUUGCUGUCGAAAGUCUACGCAAGUUGGUUGAGAAGAAUAUUGAUCUGGACGCUGUGAAUAAGGACGGGCGCACCGCAUUGCAUUUAGCUGUGAAUUUUCGAGCAGGAGAGACUGAUGCCAGCUAUGACAUAGAAGACCUUCUCAUCGAAUCCAAGGCGAAAUUGAAUGUUCGUGACAAUCGGGGAAGGAUACCAUUGCACAUGGCAUUCGUGAAAAUUGGAAAGUAUUCGGACGCUUCCUUCAUGGAUCCGAUUGAACUUGUUACAACAUUGGUUCGAGCCAUGAAGCAAACGUUACCGAACUUUUCUGAUGAAAUUCGAGCAGCCGAUGAAUUCGGCAUGACACCCUUGCAUUAUGCGGCCUAUCGAGGUGCAACCAUUUCCUGUUCAUAUCUCCUAAUGGAGAUGCAAGACAGUAUCGACAUUUUCGAUAGAAAUGGCAACACUCCAUUCGGUCUUGCCGUUCUGAAUGGUCACGAGGGCUGUGCUCUGCAAUUUCAACAGAAGGGAGCCAAUUUCAUCAAUAACUUGAAUACGAACCUAAAGCAAUGCACCCUCAACGAAGGUAGUGACCCUAACGAUGAAUGGGUGUGGAUAAUUGAUCGGAAGAGGAAGGAAGAAAAUGAUCGGAAGAAAUUGGAAGUUGAAAACUAUCCGAUUUUGCAAGAAGUUGUCAGCAAAGACUGGCAAGGCAUACUGCAUCUAAUGUUGGAGAAACUAAAUAAUUCGGGAGCCGGGGCUACUUUCCCAAUUGCAGCAGCAAUUAAGACAAACCGACUGAAAUUGGCCAGAAAAUUAGCAAUGCGAGCCCGUCCAACAGAACUACAAGUGAACGACGAUGGAGAAACACUUCUCCACACUCUGGCUAAAAAUGUUGCAAGCACCGACGACUUUAACAAUCGCACCUUAAGCGAACAAAUUGUGAAUGCCCUCAUUGCUAAAGGAACUUCUCCCGACGCCCAGGACAAAAACCAAUCCACAGCUCUGUUAUGCGCAGCAGCCAAGAGGAACUUAAUUGUCUGCAAUUUGUUGGGUCAACUAUCAAUCAACCGAAAUGACUUAUCAGCCUUAACGCAAACCGAUUCAUUUGGUCGAAACGCGUUCACAGCGCUGUUUUGGAAUAUCGAUGGCAGAACGGAAUUCUCUGCCGGAUUGCGAAUGUGGGCUGAAGGUCUUCUGGAGCAAGGAGUGAACGGUAAUGCUCUGUGUCGAUAUCCAAUUGUCUAUCCCGUUGUCUUCCCUGGAGUGAGAUUUUUGCAUUGUGAGACAAAUGGAAGUGGCUCUAGUUACACACCUCUGAUGAUGGCUGUGAUAGCAGGCAAUUAUACGAUUGUUGAAUGGUUGCUAACGAUGGUAAAUACACGGUUUAUUGAUGUAAACUACCAGGAUGCUGAUGGUCAGACGGCUCUAGUGCAUGCAGUGAAAAUGAAUGACGUAAAAAUGGUCCGACUUCUUAUCAAUCCGAACGAAGGUCGUCGAAUCAAAGAAUCUUCCGCUCAUAAAGGUCGCCUUAUUUUCAAUUUAUCGGACAAGAAAGGAUGGACAGUGUUCGAUCAUCUAGUAGCCGUUCACGAUGGCAACAACUUCCAUUAUGCCAAUACUGACGAGCUAGUAAACGUUUUGUAUGCUGCCGGCGCUAGCUUUAACGAAAAAUCUAGGGAUGGUGUCAGUCCGCUUGAAAGAGCGAAAACAAUGAAACGAUUUCAUCUGGUGAAAUGCAUGGAGGAAUUACUGAAAGUGUCGCCAGCCAAACGAACAACAUUUAUUGCACACGAGAAUGGUGAGAUUGCCGGAUCGAACAGAAACGUGCCAUGCUUCGCGGCCAUCACUGACUAUGAACGAGACUGUCAAAUGGAAAUGGACAAUAUUAUGGAAGUGGAAGAUGAAAGUGACGAUGAUGACUGCAUCGAGCCAGAUGAUCGUCUAACCGAUAACAAUAAAAAUUUCAAAGUUAUGCUCGAUGAGGACCAGCAUGUCCCUUACAGUUGUUGCUUAACAAAAGUGGACAUUUCGUAUGGCAUCUACGGCCUGUACAACUUUUAUAAAAUGCAACUGGUCAAGGAGGACAGAGGAAAAGAGUUAAUCGUUUUGUUCACUUGUUGGGGCAGAGUUGGCGAUGAAGGUCAAUAUCAACGAACACCAUUCCCGUCUGUAGAACAGGCCGUCAAGGAGUUCAAAAAAAUAUUCCAGGCUAAAACGGGCAAUGCAUGGGACACUUUGAAUGAGUUCACUCCAAAGCCCAACCGAUAUCGACUAGUAGAGAUGCAAACGAAGAGAACUAAGUGGCCGGCCCAUGUCAAGGUUGAUUUUGAUAAAUUCCAACGGACGAAUAACGUAAAGACGACAACUUUACCACUGUCAUUGGUGAAGCUGAUCGAAAAUCUGGUCAUGGCUCACAAGGUCGAUGUUAAAUUCGCUGAUUUCGACGAGGAAUUUCACAAUAACAUGCUCGGAAGGGUUUCUUUUGAAACGCUGAAAAAAGGAUCGGAUCUUCUGGAAAGAAUUGAGGAAUUGAUCAGAAAGAGAGAUGAAUUGAAACAGAAGCACGACUACUCCGUGCUCAACGAAGCUAAUUUCAUGGAAUCCGUUUUGAAACCUUGCGAGGAGUUUUACAGUUUGAUCCCUGUGUACGGUUUCGCCACAGAAAAACUGAAACCGAUGUUCACAAUGGACGAGCUAAGAGAGAAGCAAAAGGCGAUUAGUAAGCUAACUCACCUGGAAUUUGCUAUGAAACUUAUUUUGGCGGCACAGUACAAUCUGAACACAGUGAAUCCAUUCGAAUACGUGUUUUGCUGCUUGAACACAAAAAUUGAUGCUCUCGUCCAAGACGACCAAGAAGCCCAACUCAUUCUGCAGUAUAUUCGUAACACGUCCACCCAUCCAUCACAAUACAAUUCAAGUUCAGCGAAAGUGCGUCGGAUUUUCCGGUUGGAAAGAUCAGGUGAAGCAGACCGAUUGAGAGAUAGUGGAAUCGGAAACAGGCAUUUACUGUGGCACGGUACUAGCGCAGUAAAUUUGCUGUCCAUUCUGCAUCGAGGAUUGAAGGUGACACCUCUGGAAGCGAAUUUAAGUGGAUACUUGUUCGGAAAGGGAAUUUAUUUCGCUGACAUGUUCAUGAAAAGCCAGAAAUAUUCGCACGGUUCGAAUCCGAAAUUCAUGUUCCUUUGUGAAGUUGCUCUUGGAAGCAGUCAUCCCGUUAAGUUACAGCAUUGGAAUAUCGUCGACACGUCACCUCUACCAGCCAAUUGUCACAGUUUGAAAACUGUUGACUCUAAAUGGGAACCAGAUCCUUCUACAACUGUGAUAUACAAAGGUCAAACGAUGCCUCUCGGCCGUCCAGUGGAAACUGUUUUGCCAGCGAAUGAGUACCAUGGACUGGAUCAUAAUGAAUUCGUUGUUUUUAGAGAAGAUCAAGUUCAGUUGCGCUAUCUGGUGCAAUAUGACGAUUAAAUUGGUUUGAAAAUGUUACGUUGAAGGUCGAAGAAAGUCAAUUUUUUUAAUAAAGAAUCUUGGUCGUCAGUGACUGCGAGGACAGAGAAA